AUGUAUGGCAUGGCAGGUAUGGCUUCCGCACUCGAAUAUACUCCGCGCUCAAGCCCAGGCAGAGUGCCCACCGCGGAUAUCACUCAAUACUUUCUCGGAGACGAGUUGACCAAACUAGCAAGCUUCAUCAGUGGCGCUCCCCCUAAUCUCUUACACGACAUCAUGUCCGCCACGUCGGAAACUAAGCUCAGGAUACUCCUGGCCAAGUUCAGCCCUAUGGAUCCACGAAUCCAACCCAGCGUGUCUAUGCAAGCCACAUGCGCACGCAUCACACGCUGGCUGGAAACCAGCAGUGAAAUCUACGCGAUAAGCAAGGACGUCACUCCCUACGCCUUGUUCCUCUUCCUCAAGGUCAGAAUCCUGAACAGUUUUACAAAUAAACUCCCUACGCACAUCGAGACGGCCAGAUUUGGCGUCGCUGUCAAGAUUGCGUAUGGCAAUCUGUGCGACGGCACAAUGUGGCCUGAAACACUAGAAUCUCUUGUAGGUAUGCCAUUCGACUAUAUCCAAUUCGUCGAGCUCGAGUUUCUGAAAGACUUGGACUGGAAGUCUUGGGUGCGCGAGCUUGACUUUACAGAAUUUUUUGAGAGAUUCAAGAUCGUGUGGGAUGUAUUGCUUGACUAUGACGACGAGACCUUUUGA
Alternaria postmessia is the source of this 642-nucleotide messenger RNA. RefSeq lists its product as uncharacterized. NCBI's taxonomy places the organism in Eukaryota, Fungi, Ascomycota, Dothideomycetes, Pleosporales, Pleosporaceae. Bases 1 to 642 code for a protein of 213 amino acids. The record is from RefSeq and is a predicted model, not a curated record. The transcript has a single exon.